AUGUCUGAAGAACGCCGUCCGCGAUCUCGCUUUGAUAGCGACGAGCCGGAGCGUCCGGCACGUUCGCGCUUCGACACUGACCGCCGCUCUAGGUCUCCGUCGCGACGAGAGUCCGAGUCGCAUCGCGCUCGUAGCCCUAUUUCUCGUGAAGGCACAGACAGCCCUGCCUCGGCCAGCUUCAAGAACAAGGCGGCUGCGGCUGCGGCUGCGGCGGCUGCGAGGAUCAACGCGCAGAUUCAGGCGAAGAAGGGCAUCCAGCACGUCGAUGUGCCGCCAAUUCGCUCUGCGCCCACUCCUCCAGUCGCCAAGUCGCCCGCAUCCAAUUCUGCUGCGGCCAUCAGCAACGAGACGUACCAGCAGGAUGGUGACUACAUCAAGGACAUUGAAAUCAAUGAUCUCCGUAAUCGUUAUACACUGACCAAAGGAGCCACACAAAAGAGGAUCAAAGACGAGACUGGCGCCGAUGUCACCACUCGUGGAGAAUAUUAUCCCGACAAGAACAUGGCCACUGCUGCUAACCCCCCGCUCUAUCUCCGCAUCACUAGCACUUCCAAGGAGGGCCUCGAAAAGGCUGUAGCAAUGAUUGAAGAGAUGAAGAAGGAAGAUCUCCCUAACUUAGUUGACGAACGUCGUUUCCGCCGUCGCGAGCCCGAGAACUUUGAACGUGACGAGUUUGGUCGGCGCAAGUGGCCCGAAGAGAAAAUCUCCGUAGGUCUGGAGCCUAUUAGUGGCUUUAACUUGCGAGCACAGGUUGUCGGUCGCGGUGGCGACAAUGUCAAGUUUAUCCAACAGGAGACAGGCUGCAAGGUGCAAAUCAAGGGUCGCGGUUCUGGUUUCAUGGAGCCCAACUCCGGCCAAGAGAGCGACGAGCCCAUGUACCUCCACAUUGCCGGACCCCGCCCUGAAGGUGUAGCCCAAGCGAAGCAGCUCUGCGAAGAGCUGCUCGACAAGGUAAAGACAGACUACCAUGCUUUCAAGGACCGCCCUGCAUCAGCUCGAUUUGGUGACCGCGACGGCUACUCCGGUGGCCGACCAGGAUACGGCGACCGCGGCGACCGUGGCGACCGUGGCGACCGUGGCAGAAGCGAAAGCUAUGGUUACGGAGGCGCUGGUGGCUACGGCGGCUACGGCGGACAUGGUGGGCAAGGAGGCCACAACGGCUAUGGUGCCCUGGAGAGCCACAUGUCACCAGCCGCCGCAACGCCAACUGCCGACGCGAACAACCAGGCCUUUGAUGCGAAUGCUGCCCAAGCAUGGAUUGCAUACUACCAGCAAAACCCUGACCAAGACCCCUAUGCCCAAUAUGGUGGUUACCAAGCAUAUCUUACCAUGCAGCAGCAGCAGUAUGCCGCUUACUAUGCUCAGGCCGGUUAUGGACAAACUCAGUCGCCUGCUCCAGGGGCCGGUGCCGCUGCACCACCUCCACCACCACCUUCCGAGCCUGCGUCGGCUGGCUAUGGUGCUCCCCCGCCACCACCUCCGCCUGCUGCUUCGCCUUCAAACUACGGCGCGGUCCCUCCACCGCCCGGCUUGAUGCGGUCGCAAAUCAUCUGUGCCGGCCAAGCGGCCAAGUACAGGCCUCACCUGCUCUCCUCGCUCCGGCAAUCCGCCCUACAACCUCGAAGGUAUCUAGCUACGACUCAUGACCUGCCCAAGGCUCGCAAUGUCGACAUUGCCUCACGCACCCCGCCAUAUGCCAAACUACUCUCUCGCCUGGAGGAAGUACGGCGCGUGCUUGGCUCCUCACGCCAAUUGACCUUGGCUGAAAAGAUAUUGUAUUCGCAUCUUGAGAACCCCGAGGAGUCGCUCUUGAGCAACACAAAUGGCGGGCGGAAUAUCAGAGGCCAGGCAAACCUGAAGUUGAAGCCCGACCGUGUGGCGAUGCAGGACGCUAGUGCACAGAUGGCUCUGCUGCAGUUUAUGAGCUGUGGACUUCCGACAACAGCAGUCCCAGCAAGUAUACACUGCGACCAUCUUAUUGUCGGUGAGAAAGGUGCCGAAGCCGAUCUUCCACAGUCUAUUGCAGGCAACAGCGAGAUUUUCGAUUUUUUGGAGUCGGCGGCAAAGAAAUAUGGAGUCGAGUUUUGGCCGCCGGGUGCGGGUAUCAUCCAUCAAACCGUGUUGGAGAACUACAGCGCACCGGGUGUAAUGAUUCUGGGAACUGACAGCCACUCACCGAAUGCUGGCGGGCUUGGCUCCAUUACCAUUGGUGUAGGUGGUGCCGACGCAGUAGAUGCUCUAGUAGAUGCACCAUGGGAGCUCAAGGCACCCAAAGUCCUGGGCGUCAAGCUCACUGGAGAGCUCAGUGGAUGGGCUUCUCCAAAGGACGUGAUUCUUAACUUGGCUGGUCAACUCACAGUCCGGGGCGGUACUGGCUACAUCAUUGAAUACUUUGGUCCUGGAGUGCAGUCUUUGAGCUGCACUGGUAUGGCGACUAUCUGCAACAUGGGUGCUGAAGUCGGCGCAACUACAUCGCUCUUCCCCUUCUCUCCAGCACAUGUUCCUUACCUGCAGGCCACACAUCGUGGAUCCAUUGCUGAAGCAGCCACCAAGAUCGCUCAAUCGCCAAUGCAACAGAACCUCUUGCGAUCCGACCCAGAUGCCGUCUAUGACAAAGUCAUUGAAAUUAACCUCUCAGAGCUGGAACCCCAUAUUAACGGACCCUUCACCCCUGAUCUAUCAACACCUCUCUCUAAGUUCAAGACAGUAGUUGAAGAAAAGGGAUGGCCAAAGACAUUUGGUGCAGGUCUCAUUGGUAGUUGCACGAACAGUUCUUACCAGGAUAUGACCCGUUCAGAAGAGAUUGUGAAGCAGGCGUCAGCUGCGGGCCUCAAGCCGAAGGCUGACUUCUUCAUCACACCAGGCAGUGAACAAAUCCGGGCAACAUUAGACCGAGACAACACUCUAUCUACUUUUACUUCAGCAGGAGGUACUUGGAAGCGCACAGACGAGGUCAAGAAGGGCGAGUCCAACGCCAUCUUCACAUCUUACAACCGCAACUUUCCCGGUCGUAAUGAUGGCAACCGUGCGACAAUGAACUUCCUCGCAUCCCCUGAACUCAUCACUGCCAUGGCAUACUCUGGUUCCACAACCUUCAACCCUAUGACUGACAGCAUUCCCACGCCGUCUGGUGAGCCUUUCAAGUUUGCGCCACCAAAGGGCUCUGAUCUACCUUCGGAGGGAUUUGCAGAUGGUAACCCAGAUUUUAUGCCCACGCCAGGUGUACCUGACCCCAAUGUCGAGGUCGUUGUGUCGCCUACCUCUAGCCGUCUGGCACUGCUCGACCCCUUCCCAGCAUUCCCUGACUCUGAGUUUACAGGGCUUCGCGUCCUCUACAAAGUCAAGGGACAGUGUACAACAGACACCAUCUCUGCAGCCGGCCCAUGGCUCAAGUACAAGGGCCAUCUGCCCAACAUUUCUGAGAACACACUGAUCGGUGCAGUCAACGCGGAAACAGACGAAGUCAAUGUUGCUUAUGAUGUGGAUGGCAAGAAAUCUGGUAUUCCUGAGUUGGCAAAGAGAUGGCGCGACCAAGGUGUUGAAUGGCUCGUCGUGGCAGAGCACAACUACGGUGAAGGCUCUGCACGUGAGCACGCCGCUCUGCAGCCGCGUUACCUGGGAGGACGCAUCAUCCUCGCCAAGUCUUUUGCCCGAAUCCACGAGACCAACCUUAAAAAGCAAGGUAUCGUACCUCUGACAUUCGCAAACGAGGCCGACUACGACGCCUUUGCGGCUUGCGACCAAGUUGCCACAAGGGGAUUGUUGGAUGUAUUGAGGAGCGGUGGCAAGGGAGAGGUUGAGUUGGUUCUCAAGAAGAAAGAUGGCAGCGAGAAGGUGGUCAAGACCAAGCACACGCUCUCGCAAGAUCAGUGUGGCUUCAUCCUUGCUGGCAGCGCGCUCAACCUUUUGGCGAGGAAGGGAAGAGAGAUGAAGGAGGAGAUUACUAGGAGUGCCGAAUUGACUGACUAG
Molecule: messenger RNA, 3969 nt
Organism: Bipolaris victoriae FI3
Lineage: Eukaryota; Fungi; Ascomycota; Dothideomycetes; Pleosporales; Pleosporaceae
Exons: 14
Coding region: 1-3969 (1322 amino acids)
Biological process (GO): tricarboxylic acid cycle
Cellular component (GO): cytosol; mitochondrion
Molecular function (GO): aconitate hydratase activity; 4 iron, 4 sulfur cluster binding; RNA binding
Source: RefSeq, a predicted model, not a curated record